ACUACAUCAACCGAUCCGACUCUGCCACAUGGAGCGGCCGAGGGGAAAGGGGAAGGAAGGAGGAAGGAAGAGAGGAGGAAAGGAGUGAAGUCGUAAACUGGUCAUUGAGAGUUUUUAAUCUGACAAGUGUCAAUGACAGUUCUUCUGGUCACUUGAUGCUGCUGGGUUAUCUUGGCCCGUCAUAAGCAACCGCCGGCCGGCAGACACUCUGGAAUCACUCCUUGCUGCGUUUGACCGCUCGUUUGUGCCUCCUUGUUUUCAGCCAUGGCAUCUGUGAGCCAAGUGUUGAAAAGGAACUUCAGCUCCUCCCGAGCCAUGGCCGGUGCCAUCAAACAUGUGACGGUGAUUGGGGGAGGUUUGAUGGGUUCUGGCAUUGCCCAGGUUUCGGCAGCGGCAGGCCAGAAGGUUUGUCUUGUGGAGACCAACGACAAGUUGUUGGAAGGAGCUAAUUCACGCAUCCAUGAAAGCUUGAAGCGAGUUGCGAAGAAGGUUUAUAAGGAGAAACCAGCUGAAGGAGAUAAGUUUGUGGAGCAGACAAUGAGUCGUAUUUCUGGGGCUACUGAUGCCUCUGAAGCUGUGAAGAACACUGAUUUAGUUGUCGAAGCUAUUGUGGAGAACAUGGCCAUCAAACAGAAGCUUUUCGCCACUUUGGAUGCAGUGGCUCCUAAGCACACCAUUUUUGCAUCAAAUACUUCAUCCCUGUCCAUCACGGAAAUUGCGUCUCAAUGCCAGCGCAAGGACCGAUUUGGUGGCCUCCACUUCUUUAAUCCUGUCCCUGUCAUGAAGUUGCUGGAGGUGGUCCGCACAAACGAUACUUCUGAUGACACUUUCAAGAAAAUGAUGGAGUGGGGUCAGGAGGUUGGAAAAACUUGCAUCACCUGCAAAGACACUCCCGGAUUCGUUGUGAACCGCCUCUUGGUUCCAAUGCUUGCUGAAGCUGUCCGCAUGCUUGAGCGAGGAGAUGCAAGCCCAAGAGACAUUGACACUGCCAUGAAGCUGGGAGCUGGACACCCCAUGGGCCCUAUUGAAUUGGCAGACUAUGUAGGCCAUGACACAACUAAAUUCAUUCUUGAUGGUUGGCAUGAGAAGAUGCCGGAGAACCCCCUUUUCAACCCCCUGGAUACACUGAACAAACUUGUCUCAGAGGGCAAACUUGGAAUGAAGACUGGGGAAGGAUUUUAUUCAUACAAGAAGAAGUAGAUGUGAUUUGAAAUUGAUGCUUUUAAAUGUGGCCGUCCUGCAAAGGACCAAAACCAUGAAAUUUUGAGUGUUUGUUCAAUUUUUUAAUGUUUUACUCAUUGCCAGACUGGAACAUGUGAUAUCAUUGUUGAAUGUAUUAAAUCUUGUAUUUUUUAUUGAGCUAUUUUUCUGAUCCACUUGUUUUUUCUUUUGUACUUCGCGAUAACUACAAUAAAUCAUUUUCAUAGUACACGUA
Thrips palmi is the source of this 1435-nucleotide messenger RNA. Its product is annotated as hydroxyacyl-coenzyme A dehydrogenase, mitochondrial-like. Lineage: Eukaryota; Metazoa; Arthropoda; Insecta; Thysanoptera; Thripidae. The record is from RefSeq and is a predicted model, not a curated record. Gene Ontology annotation, biological process: fatty acid beta-oxidation. Gene Ontology annotation, molecular function: (3S)-3-hydroxyacyl-CoA dehydrogenase (NAD+) activity; NAD+ binding. The coding region runs from base 265 to 1200 and encodes 311 amino acids. Gene Ontology annotation, cellular component: mitochondrion. The transcript has 8 exons.